Molecule: messenger RNA, 672 nt
Organism: Paramuricea clavata
Lineage: Eukaryota; Metazoa; Cnidaria; Anthozoa; Malacalcyonacea; Plexauridae
Source: the annotation of a GenBank genome assembly
AUGCAAGAAUGGGAUCAAAGAGCAAUUGUCAAGGCAGCACAGGAGAAAGGAGUAGAAUGGUACUUCCAACCCUUUAAGAAAUGGCAUUUUCAACCACCAACCGCAAGUCAUAUGUCUGGUGUGUGGGAACGACUAAUUCGAAGUGUGCGCAAAGUCAUGAAGGCUAUCCUCGGACAUCCACAUGCCUUUGUGGAUCGUGAGACGUUGCGGACACUUUUCGCUGAAGUUGUUGGUAUCCUUAACACCUGUCCGUUGUGUCCAAGCAGUGAUGAUCCAAAAGAUAUGGAACCGCUAACGCCAAGCCAUUUCCUGCAGCAACGUCAAGGAUUGGCUAUUCCUCCUGGAGUGUUCGAAGAUUCAGAGAUGUUCUCACGUAAGAAAUGGAAGAGAGCGCAGGUGCUAGCAAAUCAAUUUUGGGCUCGCUGGGUUCGAGAGUAUCUUCCCAUUCUUCAAGUAAGGAAAAAGUGGCUUGUGCCGAAAAGAAAUCUUCAAGUGAAUGAUCUCGUGUUGGUCGUUGACUCAACCCAGCCAAGAAGUCAUUGGAAUCUAGGACAUGUGACGAAGGUGUUUCCUGGCACGGACGGUUUAGUACGCACAGCCGAAGUAAAGACCCAGUCGUCGUUACUAGUGAGACCUAUCGCAAAGCUUUGCUUGUUAGAAGAGACGAAAUGA